UUGCUUAACACUAAAUGCGAUCUCUUCUCAAAAUCAUCGAAUAUCGCAUUUCUUGUAGAUGAAAGAGCCGCCCGUUUUCCCGUACUAUUUAACUAUAAACUAGAAGCUCCACUGAGAAACCGUAGAACAAGAACGAAAGUGGGGAAAAUGCUAACCCUUUUAUUAUCGUCCUUCUUCCUUUCUUCUUUCAUCGGAUUUUCCUACCUGUUUCUUAAAGCCGAUGGGGAUUUCACGUUAUUGUCCAAGAAAGACGUAAAGCGCGAAGAAAUUGAGGAUAAGGUAAUUUGGAUUACCGGGGCAAGCCGAGGGAUUGGGGAAGUGCUUGCUAAACAACUUGCAAAUCUAGGAGCAAAGCUUAUUAUCUCAGCCCGAAAUGAAGCUGACCUACAGCGCGUCAAGAAUCAGCUCACUGGAAAGCAUGCUCCACAUGACGUGAUGAUUUUACCUCUGGACGUGACUUUGGGGGAAGAUUAUCUUAGAGAGGCUGUAGAGAAAGCAGAAUCCUUUUUUGGGGGUUCGGGUGUGGAUUAUAUGUUCCACAAUGCAGCCUUUGAGCGUCCUAAAACAACAGCUCUAGAUGUGACAGAGGACAGCCUCAAGGCUACAUUUGAUGUAAAUGUUAUGGGGCCAAUAUCUCUUACGCGACUCCUGGCACCUUGCAUGCUGAAGCGGGGGAGAGGACAUUUUGUUGUGAUGAGCAGUGCUGCAGGAAAAGCACCUGCACCAGGUCAAGCUGUCUACUCUGCUUCCAAAUUUGCUGUAAAUGGGUACUUUCAUACGUUGCGAUCUGAGCUUUGCCGAAAAGGAAUCAAGGUGACUAUUGUUUGUCCAGGGCCUGUAGCGACGUCUACCAGCUCCGGUGCAAGCAUCUCAGAACAGAAGGGUUCUUCUGAGAAACGCGUAUCAUCAGAGAGAUGUGCAGAAUUGACUAUAAUCGCUGCAAGUCAUGGUCUGAAGGAAGCUUGGAUAUCAUAUCAGCCUGUGCUUCUUGUUAUGUACUUGGUACAGUAUACACCAACGGUUGGAUAUUGGCUAAUGGAUAAGAUUGGGGAAAAGCGAGUAGAAGCUGCAGCUCAGAAGGGGAACACAUACUCAAUGGGUUUGCUCUUUGGACAAAAGAAGGAAUAAUGAGGUUGAUAGAUGAAUAAAACGAAUGGAAAGCGAGCUGAAUGAGAGUCCAGCCGACACUAACCACACCACAUGAAGAGAUUACAGGUCUCAAUAUUUGUUCUUUUUAUCUUUAUGGUGAUAUUUAACGUGUUUGAUCAUCUCUCUCACACGUUGAGUAAAACUCUUCCUCGUAAAGACAAUGUCAUCAAACUUAUAAAAGAUUGUAACAAAAUUUGUGGUAUGGUGGGUUAUUGUGUCUCACUUUAUGUUUGAGAUUUCGAUACAUGCCAUUUUCCUUUGAA
Messenger RNA from Olea europaea var. sylvestris, 1412 nucleotides. RefSeq names its product dehydrogenase/reductase SDR family member 7. NCBI's taxonomy places the organism in Eukaryota, Viridiplantae, Streptophyta, Magnoliopsida, Lamiales, Oleaceae. Gene Ontology annotation, molecular function: oxidoreductase activity. The transcript has 12 exons. Gene Ontology annotation, cellular component: membrane. The record is from RefSeq and is a predicted model, not a curated record. The coding region runs from base 148 to 1128 and encodes 326 amino acids.